Molecule: messenger RNA, 5515 nt
Organism: Cynoglossus semilaevis (tongue sole)
Lineage: Eukaryota; Metazoa; Chordata; Actinopteri; Pleuronectiformes; Cynoglossidae
Product: voltage-dependent calcium channel subunit alpha-2/delta-3-like
Exons: 38
Coding region: 1554-5114 (1186 amino acids)
Cellular component (GO): voltage-gated calcium channel complex
Molecular function (GO): voltage-gated calcium channel activity
Source: RefSeq, a predicted model, not a curated record
GCCAUUUGGGGCUACAUGCCAAAAAAAACCUAACUGCCACCUAUUUCUCUCCAGUGAUUCACAAUAGUAAAUAUCACGAACGGCGCCAUGUUGUCCAGUUACUAUUGGAUCUGUCAGCUGUCAAUCACACACUGACAAAUGAUAUUCACUUUUUUCUCUCCCUUUUAGACCAAAUACAUUUUUAAUUAAAUACAACAUUGAUUUUAUACUAAAACGAACUGAACUCCUUCGUUGAGACCAUAGAAGCGACAAAAGUGUUGUUUUAAAUGAGAGAAUGUUUUAGACUUAAAUACAUUCGACGUCUUACCUAACUUCAUUCAUUUACGCAGGAUUUUCACGCAGGUUGUUCUUGACAGAGAACUUUUGAGUGUGAUGUCUGACAACUGUUGUAUGAUUGGUCAGAAUCACCGGGGGCGUGGUUAACUUUGUUAAGACGUUACCUGUAUUUACCCCGGUAUCUCCUUGGUUUUCACGAAUUGUAACAACGAAUUUCUAUCCUACGCCGCUACGGUUGACAGUUAUUUCUCUUCCUCUCCUUCUUCCGUCAACUAUAAAACAACUGUUUCAACGUUAGCCGCGCAGUCGCCGUGUUGUUUCCGUCAAAUUUCCACAAAGCGGCCACAAAUUGUGACGUUUGUGGCCUUCACCGUAGGGGAAGCCAUUUUAAAAUAGUUCAAGCGUUUACUUUUUGAAAUACCGUACUGCGUACUGGACAAUUACGUAAAAUACGUAAGACUCUUAAAAUGCUAACUACAAAAAUGUCGACAAAGUCUUUAGUAAUUAAUGGUCCACGCGUUGAAAGACUUAAAAUCAGAAUCAGAGUAAAUAAAAUCAGGUCUUCGGUCUGUGUGUGUGCACGUACGUGGGCGCGCAGACGUCGCGACACAGACAAUGUUUGCUGUACUGCAGCGUCAGCAUUAACGACAGUUCGUUGCUGUGACUUUAUCAGGGAAAAGAGCGACGGUAGGAAAAAGAAAAGUUCCGUGUGUUGCAGCAGAACAUCUGCAGACACCUGUCACUGCAGAGAGGGCGAAAAAAAAAACACCAGCGGAUUUGAACACUUUUACAUCUACGAGCUUGACGUCACUGUCAACCUGAAAAUGUUCUGACGCCGGAUGGUCGCGCAUUUCGAUCAGUGUACAGUGAAAUACAGUGUGAACACGUGUCGAGAAAAUAAUGAAAUAAAUGUAGGCGUUCGACUGAGGCGGAAAAACGGACACGUGACUUACAUACGUCACCAAGAACGAACUGAUUGUCAUUAAAUACAGCUCCGUCGUGGAGUGGUAUAAUUUUCUAAGGCAAAGUGAUGCCUCUCUCCUCCCCCUCCUCCUCCUCCCAACUGCCUCCCUCUCUCUCUCUCCCCCUCUCUCUCUUUACUGUACUACGCUCCCUCUCCCCUGCCGGAGAAGGAGUACCGGGUACCGGGGUCCAGCAGGGCCAGCACACGCUGCUGCUGCUGCUGCCACUGCCACCGCUGCUGCCGGACCAGGACUUUUUAAUUUUUAGUAUUAUAUUUUUUUAUACAUUUUACCUUUACAAAUCAGCAGCCAAAGAUGCAGGGAAAGUGGAUGAUGCUUUUCUUCCUGCACAUGUGCAGCAGCAGCCUCCCCCUGCUGUGGAUCUGUGUCGGCUGGAAUGUGGAGGAGGUGACGGGAUCCCAGCAAGGAAUCCCCCUGUCAGUUGUGAAGCUCUGGGCCUCGGCAUUUGGUGGAGAAAUUAAAUCCAUUUCUGCCAAAUACUCUGGAUCUCCGCUACUGCAGAAGGAGCUGUGGGCCAUCACCGCACCACGUCCAGGGACCAACUCCAGCUCUGAGGCCAGCACCUCCGGCAAGGGCAGCGGCAGACUGAGUCCUAAAACCUCUGCCGCCUGCCUGGGAGGGUGGGACGAAGGAGGAACAGCCAGAGGAAAUGCCCGUAAAUAUGGCGAGAGCAUCCAGACUGCGAUCAAACGACGACUGCAGAAUCCAAACCUGGGUCCUUCUUGUAAUGAGAAAUACAAAGAACUGGAAAAAUCUGUCAGAGUGGAGGAAAUCGAUGGAGUCAAACUGGUUAAAAAUCUGGCAAUAAAGAUGGAGGAGAUGUUCCGGAAAAAAGCAGAAGCCACCAGGCGGCUGGUGGAGGCAGCAGAGGAGGCGCAUCAUCAACACGAGGAGAAUCCAGACCUGCAGUACGAGUAUUUCAACGCCGUGUUGAUCAACGAAGUGGACGAGGAGGGCAACAACGUGGAGCUGGGCGGAGAGUUCAUCCUGGAGCCCAACGACCAUUUCAAUAAUCUGUCCGUCAACCUGAGCCUCAGCGUGGUGCAGGUGCCGACCAACAUGUACAACAAAGAUCCUGACAUAGUGAAUGGAGUUUACUGGUCUGAGGCCUUGAAUAAAGUGUUUGUGGACAAUUUUAAACGAGACCCCACACUCAUCUGGCAGUACUUUGGCAGCGCCAAGGGGUUCUUCAGGCAGUACCCCGGAGUGAAGUGGCAUCCAGAUGAACAUGGCGUCAUUGGCUUUGACUGCAGAAACAGGAAGUGGUACAUCCAGGCGGCCACGUCUCCAAAGGACGUCGUCAUUUUAGUGGACGUCAGUGGGAGCAUGAAGGGCCUGAGGCUGACCAUAGCCCGGCAGACGGUCUCCUCCAUACUGGACACGCUGGGAGAUGACGACUUCUUCAACAUCAUCGCAUACAAUCAGGAGAUUCACUACGUGGAGCCCUGUCUGAACGGAACCCUGGUCCGAGCCGACAGAACCAAUAAAGACCACUUCCGUGAACAUCUGGACAAGCUGUUUGCCAAAGGGAUCGGACUGUUGGGUGACGCUCUGACCGAGGCCUUCACCAUCCUGAACAACUUCAAUCAGACGGGUCACGGCAGCAUCUGCAGCCAGGCCAUAAUGCUGGUGACCGACGGCGCCACGGAAAUGUACGAUGACGUGUUCGAGAGGUACAACUGGCCAGAAAGAAAGGUAAGGUUUCAUCUGUGCUUCAGACCUGGUGGAGUUCUGACCCGCGACUCGGUAACUCCUCAACUGAUUGGACAAAAACCUUCUGGUAAAGACGUUGUGAUAACAACUGUGUGUGUUUUUUUUUUCACUGCAGGAUAUUUCAGCCAGAUCUCCACUUUGGCAGAUGUUCAGGAGAACGUGAUGAGGUAUCUCCACGUCAUGAGCCGUCCGAAGGUUAUCGACCACGAGCACGACACGGUGUGGACCGAGGCGUACGUGGACAGUGCUCUGUCGCAGGCUCACAAAUUGAAGGACAAAGCUGGCCCGAGUCUGACGACGACGGUCGCCAUGCCUGUGUUCAGCACAAAGAACGAAACGAAGAACCAGGGCAUUCUGCUGGGGGUGGUGGGAACAGACAUCCCUCUGCAUGAGCUGACGAAGCUCAUCCCCAAACAUAUGUUAGGGAUCCACGGUUACGCCUUCGCCAUCACCAACAACGGCUACAUACUGCUGCACCCCGACCUCCGACCUCUGUAUCAGGAGGGUCAGAAGAGACGGAAGCCCAACUACAGCAGCGUGGAUCUGUCGGAGGUGGAGUGGGAGGACAAAGAUGACAUCCUCCGUAACGCCAUGGUGAACAGGAGGACGGGGACAUUUUCCAUGGAGGUGAAGAAGACGGUGGACAGAGGGAGGCGGGUCCUGAUAAUGCACAACGACUAUUACUACACCGACAUCAAAGGAACUCCGUUCAGUGUUGGAGUGGCUCUUUCCAGAGGUCAUGGGAAAUACUUCUUCAGAGGAAACGUAUCCGUUGAAGCAGGGCUUCGUGAUCUGGAACAGCCAGAUGUCGCCCUCGCAGAUGAAUGGACGUACUGCAACACGGAGGAGCAGCACGAGCAUCGGCACCUGACCCAGAUCCAGGCCAUCAAGCUGUUCAUGACCGGACGCAGACCUCACCUGAAGUGUGACAGAGAGCUGAUCCAGGAGGUUUUAUUUGACGCCGUGGUGACUGCUCCACUGGAGGCCUACUGGACUGGACUGGCCCUCAACAAGUCAGAAAACUCAGACAAAGGAGUGGAGAUCGCCUUCCUGGGAACACGCACCGGUCUGUCCAGAACCAACCUGUUCGUCCCUGCUGAUCACCUGUCCAACAAAGACUUCCUGACAGCAGAAGACAAGGAGGGUGUGUUCAAUGCUGACCACUUCCCCCUGUGGUACAAGAGAGCGGCCGAGCAGGUUCCUGGUACUUUUAUCUACUCCAUCCCCUUCAGCACAGCUUUAGAAAAUAAGAGCGUGGUUUUGGCCAGUACAGCCAUUCAACUCCUGGAUGACAGGAAGUCUCCAAUUGUUGCAGCUGUCGGGAUCCAGAUGAAGCUGGAGUUCUUCCAGAGGAAGUUCUGGACGGCGUGCAGACAGUGCACGGCUCUGGACGGGAAAUGUAUCAUCAGCUGUGAUAAUGACGACAUCAACUGUUACCUCAUUGACAACAACGGAUUCAUUCUGGUCUCAGAGGAACAUUCACAGACGGGGCUUUUCUUCGGAGAGGUGGAGGGGGCAGUGAUGAGCAAACUACUGCAGAUGGGCUCCUUCAGAAGGAUCACACUGUAUGACUACCAGGCUCUGUGCAGGGAGUACGCUGGGACCAGUGACAGCGCACGCACUUUGUCAGAUCCGUUCUCUGUGGUGAAGUGGCUCCUCACUGAACUGGUCAUUUUCCUGUUGGAGUUCAACCUCUACAGUUGGUGGAACAUUGACCUCACAGUCAAAGCUCAGAGACCCCGGGGUAAAACCAUGAUGGUUCCCUGUGACACAGAAUACCCCGCAUUUGUCUCUGAACGCACCAUCAAAGAAACAACCGGCAGCAUCGACUGUGACGGCUGCAGCAGGUCCUUCGUCAUCCAGCAGAUUCCCAGCAGUAACCUCUUCAUGGUUGUGGUGGACAGUAAGUGCGACUGCAGCAGUGCUCCACCAGUCACCAUGGAUCCCAUUGAGAUCAUGUACAACGAGUCCCUGAAAUGUGACAGACUGAAAUUUCAGAAGGACAGAAAGAAACCCGAGUCAUGUCACCCGUUUCACCCUGAGGAAAAUGCCAUGGAGUGUGGUUCAGGAACACGCCUGACUGUGAGCAGUCCUCUGACAGCACUGCUGCUCCCCCUGUUGGCAGCUGCCAUCUGCAGGUGACCGUAAGCCUCUGGACUGGACGUCAGUUAAGGACUUACCUAAAUAUAUAAUAUGCUUAAAAACACUUAGAGAACUUGUCCAAUCAGAAAUGAAUUUGCUAAAACUGUAGCUCUGCAAACGACAGCGCUUUUACCGAGCGACAAAACUCAGUAGCAGUGAGACUCUCAUCCAUUAAUGCAGUAAAAACCCUGAAUGAUGUGCUGCAGCCAGACAGAGUCGAUGUUGAACAUAGUUCUACAGAGAAGUCCUGGAAGGAUGUGACUAUUACUUCAUGUAAUGUUUCUGUGUUGCAAGAAGAAGAAGAAGAAAAAAAAAGUUUGUUGUAAAAGAAUGUUAAAUGCACUUUUGUCGUGUGAAGAGAUGGCAGAUUUCUGGCAUUUUAAUUGCUUAUUUAAAAAACA